AUGUCCCACCUCUUCGACCUCCCCAAUGAGCUCCUUCUCCUGAUCUCCACGCACCUCCCCCCGCGCAGCUUCAGCGCCCUCCUCCGCACAAACCAGCAACUACAUGCCCUCCUCGCCCCAACCCUCUCGCAAUUCAUCCUCCACGGGAUCUGCAACGUCCACCUAGAACCCGAAGGUGCCUCCGAGCCCUACCAUAAGCUCUACUGGGCCUCCCUCCGCGGGCACCCCAAGCCGCUGCAGAUGCUUCUUGAGACGGGCCGUAUCAACGUCAACGCGCGCACGCACCGCUACUCGGUCCUCGGAUUUCAGCAGCGGGCGCAGCAGCACACGGUGACGGCGCUACACCUGGCGGCGGUGGGCGGGUGCGUGGAGGUAGCCAGGCUGCUGCUGGACUAUGGUGCGGAGGUUGAUGCGCGGGAAACGCGGGGGGGUUUGACGGCGCUGCUACUAGCGGCGAAAAACGGGAACGAGAGGGUGGCGGAGGUGCUUGUGCGGCGCGGCGCAGAUAUAAAUGCGAAGACGGAUCAUGAUCAUAGAGGGGUUUUGGAUUCGGCGAUUUUAGGUGGCAGGUGGGAGCUGGCCCAGAUGCUGGUGAGAAGGGGGGCAAAGUCGGCGUAUAUGGGGGUUUAUAGGCAGCAUAUGGAGGGAGUGCAGAGGGAGAGGGGAGCGCUAUAUAAUGUUGGGAAGGAGCUGACGGUGGCGUUGGGGUUUUUGGGGUUCUUAGUAGGGGUAGGAAGAGGUUAG
Molecule: messenger RNA, 744 nt
Organism: Morchella importuna
Lineage: Eukaryota; Fungi; Ascomycota; Pezizomycetes; Pezizales; Morchellaceae
Exons: 1
Coding region: 1-744 (247 amino acids)
Molecular function (GO): protein binding
Source: RefSeq, a predicted model, not a curated record